AUGACAGGGAUACCCAUUUAUAAUGUCAACAAUGCUUGCUCCACGGGGUCCUCGGCUUUGCUACUGGCCAAACAGCUGGUGGAGGGAGGCUCAGCCGACUGUGUCAUGGCUCUGGGCUUUGAGAAAAUGGAGAGGGGUUCACUAAUGCCCAAGUACACAGACCGCACCAGUCCAAUGGACAGACACGUGGAUGUUCUUGCCAACACUCACGGCAUUGCAGCUGCCCCCAUCACACCCCAGAUGUUUGCCAGCGCUGGAAAAGAGCAUAUGCAGAAAUAUGGAACGACAGCAGAGCACAUGGCCAAGAUUGCUUGGAAGAACCACAAACACUCUGUCAACAACCCAAACUCGCAGUUCCGGAAGGAGUACAGCCUGGACGAGAUCAGGAGCUCUCGAAUGGUUCAUGAGCCACUUACAAUGCUCCAGUGCUGCCCCACGAGUGAUGGAAGUGCGUGUGCCAUCUUGUGCAGCGAGGAGUUUGCCAAGAAGCACGGGCUCACCGACAAGGCCGUGGAGAUUCUGGCCAUCGAGAUGGCGACUGAUCUUCCCAGCACAUUCAGCGAACGGAGUUGCAUGAAAAUGGUCGGUUAUGACAUGACGCGGAUGGCGUCGGACAAGGCGUACAAGAAGGCGGGGCUGUGUCCGAGAGAUGUACAGGUUGUGGAACUACACGACUGUUUUUCUGCCAACGAACUCAUCAGCUACGAGGCUUUGGGACUUUGCCAGGAGGGUAGAGCCGGUGAGAUGGUGGAUCACGGAAACAACACGUAUGGAGGGAAAUAUGUGGUGAACCCCAGCGGGGGUCUAAUUUCCAAGGGGCACCCUCUGGGGGCCACGGGACUGGCCCAGUGUGCCGAGCUGUGCUGGCAGCUGCGUGGAGAGGCGGGGAAGAGACAGGUCCCUGGAGCCAAGGUGGGACUCCAGCAUAACAUCGGGCUAGGAGGAGCCGUCGUUGUCGCUCUCUACCGACUUGGAUACCCCUCAACCAGGUCUGCCGUGGGUAUGGCGCCCGCUGGCGGCUCCUCGCUCCAGUGUGAUCCCGUCUUCGACCUCAUCGCCGAGAAAGUGAAGGAGGAGGGGGCGUCAAUGGUGAAGAAGAUAAAGGGAAGCUUUCUGUUCAAGAUCAAGGGUUCCGAUGGCAAAGUGUACGAGUGGCUGGUGGACCUCAAGUCUCCUCCGGGCAGUGUCACCAAGGGAACCGGGCUAAAAGGAAACUGUACCAUCGCCAUGACAGACUCUAAUUUCAUGGAUCUUGUCACAGGGAAGAUAGGAGCACAGAAGGCGUUUUUUGAGGGAAAGUUGAAGAUAUCAGGAAACACUGCUCUGGCUCUCAAGCUACAGACUGUCAUGCCCAAACCGGGGCAGGCAAAGUUGUAGAUAGAGACCGUGAACAAAACGAUAGAUUUAUAUAGUUAUUAUGGUGAAACAGUGUGAUUUGUACAGAAAACGAUUUCGCCUAUAAUUUGACAUCGAGUCAAUGCAUGGAGAGGCGGUCAUUGUUUGCGUGAUAUUACAGGAAAACAAUGUCCCUAAUUAUUGACAAUCCAUGAACUGGCUACUGUUUGGGUAUGUGGACGUGAAUACGAUGCCAGGCAUUUGACAGGCAGCCUCUCAAGUUCCAGAUGGGACCGGUGCUCUCUGGUUGAACGUUGUACGAUCUGUCCACGGCCUUGCAGACGAGUUCGACUCUCCCUUCCCUGGACUCUGGUAGGGGGACACUCGUCUCCCACAACACCCAGGCCCACGCCCGAUUGUACGGCUGGUCGGCCCCGGCAAUUAUCUCUGCAGUGUGCCACGAGCUUCCUCCAUCGGCGGAGACGUCGACCCUCACCACUCCUCUCCCUCCUCCGCUCCACGCAAUCCCUCGUAGAGUGACCUCCGAUGUCUCCCCACUGGACUCUGUGAGGAUACUCUCAUCAGCUGGCGAGGUAAUGAACGAAGUAACAGGCAGUUCUUGUAUAGCGGGGGCGGUUGAAAAAUCCACAUUGUUCCAGUCAGUCGACGGAGAAAAUCCCUUAUAGUCGUUUUUCUGCCAGAAGCCACUGUACUCGUCUUUGCUGGCCACAACACUGGCGAGCCAUUUGACGUUCCUUGCCCCUACUACUCCAGGUACAAUAGCUCUCACUGGGUAUCCAUGAUCCGGUGGAAUAUCCACUCCAUUCAUCUCGUAAGCCAGCAAGCAGUCCCCUGAUGGGCUCAAGGCUUUCGACGCAGGUAUAGAUCCUCCAUAGCGCUCACCUGUGAGGGGAUUAUUGUCCAGGCCCUCCAGAUGAACAUGCUCUAUCUUAUCCUCUCGUACUCCGGCGUGAAGCAAAACAUCGCGGAGUCGAGCGCCGGACCACUCAGCUGUACCGAUAGCUCCACCAGUCCAGGGGAUUCCCCUCACUGGCUUGACUCUGUUUAGCUCCACACGUCUAUUACCAGCACACUGAAUCGUCGCGGUGACCGUGUGUCGGGGAAACUCUGUCUUGAGGUCUUCCAGACUCAGAGAUAGCGGGGUUUUCACUCCCUCCCCCUUUACCUCCAGUCUAUAGCUCUCCGGAUUGACUCUAGGGACUGGGAGGUGGUUCCUCACGUAGAAAAUAUCGUUGGGUGUUGCGAAAUUCUCCGCAAGAAGAACCGACGGAGUUUCGGCAUUGAAGGGGGUUUGCGUGUUGACUUUGAGGACGGGGGAGCGUUGGGGGUCGCUUGCGUAGGGGCCCGAAUUGGGAGGACCCUGCUGGAUUACCUUGUUUCUCUCCGCAGGGGCAAUGUUCCCAAUACGCAGUUCCUCUAAGAUCUCUCUCACUUCCUCUGUGUUGUGAUUUGCAAACACGGCCCAGUAGGGCUCCAGCGCGGAGCCCGCGGCGAGGGAGAUCUUCUCCGCCCCCCCAGGAUGGAGGCUAAGAAAGUCCGUAAUGUCGUAGACGCCGUGUCCGUAGGUAACCCACACUCUUCCUCCGCCUUCUUCCCCUCCCGAUCGCUUCUUGAUCUCGGCGAGAGUGUACUCUGGCAACCCAGGGACCACCUCCCCGGCUUUUACCCCAUGCUGUUCGUUACAAUCCACCGACCAGGACGAUAGGGUAGCAGUCCUGAAGAAAUGUCUGUAGAGAUAGUACGAGCCACCUCCCAGGCCUAUCCCCCCGACUGCAGCAGCAGCCAGCGAUAUGAGCUGUUUCUGACGCCGCUGGGAUCCGCGUGUCCAUGCUGAGCGUGUGGAAACGGCUCUGGAGAACGCCCUGAGGCUCCCAAAGAAACGAGCCAUGAUCUCUCGACCUUGA
Geodia barretti is the source of this 3260-nucleotide messenger RNA. NCBI's taxonomy places the organism in Eukaryota, Metazoa, Porifera, Demospongiae, Tetractinellida, Geodiidae. The record is from the annotation of a GenBank genome assembly.